Molecule: messenger RNA, 1828 nt
Organism: Baudoinia panamericana UAMH 10762
Lineage: Eukaryota; Fungi; Ascomycota; Dothideomycetes; Mycosphaerellales; Teratosphaeriaceae
Exons: 3
Coding region: 441-1706 (421 amino acids)
Molecular function (GO): monooxygenase activity; heme binding; iron ion binding
Source: RefSeq, a predicted model, not a curated record
UGUGCCGUGCAUCCACUAUGGUCGUGCCUUCCGAAUGCGUGCGCGGCCAUGCACGUGAUGUCGCCUUCAUUUGCGCAUUGUAAGGCUAAAGCUACGAGAUCGCUCACACCUUUUCACCAAUUGUCACUUCUCUUGUCUCGCACUGAGCUUGUCCAGCAAAUCAGCUGACCACUAUAUCGCUCCUUCCUUCCAUCUCAUCGGACAGAUUCCGCGGUGCCGACGCCGAUACCCCGGCGUGGGUCUGCCUUAGCUUGCUCACAAUCUUUACAGGCAGCCGAACCUGCAGCGAUCAUCGGCAUGAAAUUGUCAGAACCCACGCCCGAGCAGCUGUUCGACUGGUCAUCUGCGCAGUAACAUUUCUUUCAGUAGCACGACACGUGUACCCAGACUCACAGCAGCUAGCGUUCGAUAUACCAACCGCUUCAUUCACUCCAAGCGCAAUGCUCUACCUUCUUGCGAAGGCUGUCGGCUUCGCAAGCGAUAUAUUCAGCUUGUUUGUUGCGAAGUGCACAAUCUUCCGGCAGCUGUGCCACAUCCACAACCGCACAGACAAGUCGAAGGCACCGUGGCCACAUCAACUGUCCAGCGAGAUACUCCAACCGGGACCUAACGAGAUCAUCGUCAGGGAUCCGACGUACUUUGAGCGGUGCGCACGCCUUCCGAAGGUUUACGUAUCGCCAUCAAUAGCUCAAAUCCUUGUCGGUACAGGGAUCGCAGAGAAGUUCGCCCGCGGCCUAGACAUGAACAACAUUCUCAAAUAUGAGCGGCUCAUCGAAGAUUGCAACAUGCAGUUACUAAUGACAUUGACCGAAGCUGCCACUGUAAGCACAGAUGUCAAUCUGUCGGACACCAUUGCAAGCUAUGCUUACGACGUGCUCUUUGCGACCACAGUUGGGAAGCCUGCGGGUUUCCUUAAGCGUCCAAUAGACGUUUCUGAGUUACAGAUCGCAAUGCAUGAGUGGAAGUCGUCCACGGUGUCGAGUGGAUCAUAUUUCCGCUUUCACCCACUCAUCAAUCGCGUCGCCAGCUACUCAAGGCGGAAGCGAGAUGUAGUUGAUCAUCUUCUUGACCAUCUCCCUGCAAACAUCAGCAAGGCAACCGGCGGCCUUGCGCGGCACAUCGUUAGAAAGGGGCAGCAUGUGGACGUGGUGCGCGACGCUACCAGGAAGCCGAAAUUCUUUGCUGCUAUCAUUGCAUUGUUUGUGGCUGGUAGCGAUCCGCUGAUCCUGCACAUACUGGCCUCACUGUUCCACAUCUACAACAACCCGGAGCUCAUUGAAAGGAUACGUGACGAGAUGCACAACGCCUGCGUCGGCUCACCGUCCAGCUUGCGAUAUCUACUCCGUCACCAAUGGGAGAUGCCGGUACUGCACGCCGCCUUGAAUGAGUCACUCCGAUUGUACCAAGACCACUCGACCAGCACGAAGUACGUUUCACCUAAAGGUGGCGUCACAAUUGGCGACACGCAUGUGCCAGAAGGGUGUACGAUUUGCCUGGAGCCUUCGGCGGCACAUGUCAAUCCAGAUAUCUUCGGUGCGGACGCGGACACGUGGAGACCAGAUCGCUGGCUGCAAGACCCUGCCACAUCUGAAACGAGGCGGGUGCAUAUCACCACUGUAAGUCUCCCCUACUCACCCAUCCUAUUGUCAACAAUAGCCUUCUGCACUGCUAUUGUCACGGUAGUGUCUUGCCACGCCUACAAAUAGGCCUUCGUCUCCCUCCAAGCCCUCUUAUCGUUCUCUCAGACAACCACUUCCGACACACAUCUCUCCAGCAACAUCACACCUCAGCACACAUACUCAAGCAUCUUUUGCGCAUCAUCAAUACA